Paramecium sonneborni is the source of this 533-nucleotide messenger RNA. The record is from the annotation of a GenBank genome assembly. NCBI's taxonomy places the organism in Eukaryota, Ciliophora, Oligohymenophorea, Peniculida, Parameciidae.
UAUGAAUCGAGUUUUAGACAAAUAUUAAAUUUUAAGAUGUGUAGGUUAAGGAAAAACUUGUUUGUAUUGAAUUUAAAUUACUUAAGUGUUUAUGAGGCACAAACAAUAGAUUAGCCAUCAAUGAAAGUGGCUAUUAAAGAAUGCAAACCAAUAAGAAUUGAUUAGUUGAAUAUAAAUAAUCCUUUAUAUUAAAUCAUUUCUAAAGAAAUCAGUUUUUUAUAAUAAAUAGAGAAAAUAAUAUAAUUAGAAAAGGGAACUCAAGAUUUUUAACAUAUUAAUAGAUUAAAGUAAUUUAAUAUUCAUAACUCAAAAGGGAUGUUUUACAAUUGGCAGAUAAACACUCAGUAAGUAUCCUCUUGGUUUUAGAGUAUGCUAAAAAUGGUUGUGUAUGAAAUGUUAAAAUGAAUAGGUAAUUUAACAGAUUUUCUAUGUGAUAAUCCUUGGGUCCCUGAAUAAAUAGCUUAAGCAUACAUAUUAUAAAUUACGAAAGGUAAACAAUAUAUAAAAAUGGAGCUUUGAAAAUAUUGCAUGAU